This is a messenger RNA of Lolium perenne, 3715 nucleotides long. RefSeq names its product valine--tRNA ligase, mitochondrial 1. Gene Ontology annotation, molecular function: valine-tRNA ligase activity; aminoacyl-tRNA deacylase activity; ATP binding. Gene Ontology annotation, biological process: valyl-tRNA aminoacylation. Gene Ontology annotation, cellular component: cytosol. NCBI's taxonomy places the organism in Eukaryota, Viridiplantae, Streptophyta, Magnoliopsida, Poales, Poaceae. The record is from RefSeq and is a predicted model, not a curated record.
CACAAGCAGAACCCUAACCUUUCUUCUCCUACCUUUCACUAUCCCCUGACCUGACCUGCCGUAGCGCGCUGCCGCCGCCGCAUCUCCAACGCCGGCCGCCGGCAGGCACAAGCGCCGCCGCCAAACCACCACGCCACCCCUCGGCUCCACCCACCCGGCCAACCCCGCCGCAUCUGCGACCCCGGGCGCCGGCAGCCGCAAGGCACAGCACCGCCGCCGCACCCCCACGUCGGCAAUCGCCAGUUCGCCGCCCACCCCGACCCCUCGCCAUGGAGAAGCAGCUUGACGACAAGGAGCUGGAGCUGGAGCGGGAGCGGGAGCGGAAGCAGAAGAAAGAGCAGAAGGCAAGGGAGAAGGAGGAGAAGAAACUCAAGGCAAAGCAGAAGGAGGCGGCUAGGCUCCAGGUUGCUCAGGCUGCUUCGGAUGGACCUAAGAAGAGCGAGAAGAAGCAGAAGAAGAAAGCUGCAGAGGAUGAGAACCCCGAGGAUUUCGUGGACCCUGAGACCCCGAGCGGGGAGAAGAAGUCGCUCGCGCCUCAAAUGGCCAAGCAAUAUAGCCCAAGUGCAGUUGAGAAAUCGUGGUAUGCCUGGUGGGAAUCAGCAGGAUAUUUCGGGGCAGACCCGGCAAGCUCAAAACCACCCUUUGUUAUAGUUCUACCACCUCCGAAUGUGACUGGAGCGCUUCACAUAGGCCAUGCACUUACAGUGGCUAUAGAGGAUGCUAUGAUACGCUGGCGGAGAAUGUCAGGCUAUAAUGCUCUGUGGGUCCCAGGAGUGGACCAUGCUGGCAUUGCUACACAGGUUGUAGUAGAAAAGAAGCUAAUGCGUGAAAAGGAGCUGACAAGGCAUGACUUAGGCCGUGACAAAUUCAUAUCUGAAGUUCUGAAAUGGAAAGAUCAGUACGGCGGUACCAUAUUGGGUCAAUUACGUAGGCUUGGGGCCUCGCUUGAUUGGUCCCGUGAGUGUUUCACAAUGGAUGAGCAAAGAUCAAAAGCUGUAACUGAAGCUUUUGUCAGGUUGCACAAAGAUGGCCUAAUUUAUAGAGAUUAUCGCCUUGUGAAUUGGGAUUGCACGCUUCGAACAGCAAUAUCUGACAUAGAGGUUGAUCAUUUAGAGCUUAAAGACGAAACUAUGCUGAAGGUCCCUGGUUAUGCCACUCCUGUACAGUUUGGUGUGUUGAUAUCUUUUGCCUAUCCUCUUGAACAAGGACUUGGUGAGAUUAUUGUUGCAACAACAAGAAUUGAAACAAUGCUUGGUGAUACUGCAAUUGCUGUUCAUCCUGAGGAUAAAAGGUAUAAGCAUCUGCAUGGAAAGCAUGCAAUUCACCCCUUCAAUGGCCGAAAACUCAAAAUAAUCUGCGAUGCUGUGUUAGUGGAUCCCACUUUCGGUACUGGGGCUGUCAAGAUUACACCUGCCCAUGAUCCAAAUGACUUUGAGGUUGGAAAACGACACAACCUGGAGUUCAUCAAUAUCUUCACAGAUGAUGGAAACAUAAAUAGCAAUGGAGGUGUACAAUUUGAAGGAAUGCCAAGAUUUGCUGCUCGGGUUGCUGUUAUUGCUGCACUGAAGGAAAAGGGUUUGUACAAGGAAACGAAGAAGAAUGAAAUGAGUUUGGGCCAUUGUUCUAGAAGUAAUGAUAUAGUGGAACCUAUGCUAAAACCCCAAUGGUUUGUCAAUUGCCAUACGAUGGCAAAGUCAGGUCUUGAUGCUGUAAGGUCCGGAAAAAUUGAGAUAAUUCCGCAACAAUAUGAACAAGACUGGUACAGAUGGCUUGAAAAUAUACGUGAUUGGUGUGUUUCAAGGCAACUCUGGUGGGGACAUCGUGUUCCUGCGUGGUAUGUGACACUAGAGGAUGAUCAGUUCAAUGAUCUGGGAUCUGACAACGACCGUUGGAUAGUCGCACGAAAUGAGUGUGAUGCAAUCCUUGAGGCACAGAAAAAGUAUCCAGGAAAGAAAUUCCAGUUAAAUCAAGACCCUGAUGUUCUGGAUACGUGGUUUUCAUCUGGUCUUUUCCCAUUGACAGUCCUUGGUUGGCCAGAUGAUACUGCUGAUCUUCGUGCUUUCUACCCUGGUUCAGUACUUGAAACUGGACUUGAUAUUCUCUUCUUCUGGGUGGCACGGAUGGUUAUGAUGGGCAUGCAACUUGGUGGCGAUGUGCCAUUUCAGAAGGUCUAUUUGCAUCCUAUGAUCCGUGAUGCACAUGGCCGCAAAAUGUCCAAGUCACUUGGCAACGUCGUUGACCCCCUUGAGGUGAUAAACGGUGCAACACUUGAAGAGCUCCUCAAACGUUUGGAAGAAGGCAACCUGGAUCCAAAUGAACUAAUCAUUGCAAGAGAAGGGAAGAAGAAAGAUUUUCCUGAUGGCAUUGCUGAAUGUGGCACUGAUGCGCUACGUUUCGCACUGAUUUCUUACACUUCCCAGUCUGACAAGAUAAAUCUGGAUAUCAAGAGGGUUGUUGGAUAUCGGCAAUGGUGCAAUAAAUUGUGGAAUGCUAUUCGAUUUGCAAUGGGCAAGCUUGGUGAUCAUUACACUCCACCGGCUACUAUUGCUGUGUCUCCAAUGCCUCCAAUCUGCAAAUGGAUACUCUCAGUACUUAAUAAGGCUAUUGGCAAGACUGUAACCUCAUUAGAAGCAUACAAGUUUGCUGAUGCAACGUCUGCUAUAUACUCAUGGUGGCAGUACCAGCUAUGUGAUGUAUUUAUAGAAGCUGUGAAACCGUACUUCUUCAAUGACUCUCAAGAGUUCCAUUCAGCAAGAGCUGCUUGUAGAGAUGCCCUAUGGGUUUGCCUCGACACUGGUUUGCGCCUGCUCCACCCAUUCAUGCCUUAUGUAACAGAAGAACUCUGGCAGCGUCUUCCUCAGCCCAAAGAAUCUCGCAGGAAAAAUUCCAUUAUGAUAACAGAAUAUCCAUCUGUUGUUACGGAAUGGGCAGAUGACAAACUUGAAAGUGAAAUUGAUGUUGUCUUGGAUACUGUGAACAAACUUAGAUCUCUGAAGCCACCAACAGAUACAAAUGAAAGGCGACCUGCUUUUGCACUUUGCCGAGGACAAGAUAUUGCUGCCACUGUUCAAUGCUAUCAAUCUCUAGCCGUGUCUCUUUCUUCUGUAUCAUCGCUCAAGAUUCUGACAGAGAGUGAUGAAACUCCACCGGACUGUUCAACUGCUGUUGUGAACAAAGAUCUGACUGUAUACCUUCAGCUUCAAGGGGCUCUAAAUGCAGAAGUGGAGCUCGAAAAACUAAGGAAAAAGAGAGAUGAAAUACAAAAGCUGCAGCAUGCCCUGUCCCAGAAGAUGGAUGCAUCCGGUUACAGAGAGAAGGCUCCACCGAGUGUCCAAGAGGAGGACAUGAGGAAACUCACCGCUUUUCUCGAGCAACUGCAGGUCAUCAGUGAAGCUGAGAAGAAACUGGAUUUGUGAAACUGGCAUUGUCUGUUUCUAACUUUUUGGUUUUGAGUUUUUUGCUUUCACGCAAAUUUGUUGAUGGUGGAGCUGUGCUCACACUUCGAGAAGUUUAACCGGAACAAUGAAACUCCAGUCUCUAACAAUUGCCGUAAUAUGUUGCUCGCUCAUGCAGAUUUGCUGUUGAUCUGCGAUGACAUUGAUUGACUAGCCUGUGACUAAUAGUUACUCUACUCAUGUAAAUCACAAUGGUAUAAUUUUUGGGAUACUUUAUAUUUUGUUUAUCAAAUUGAUGGUUAAAGUUUUUUCUGAUACUA